GUGUGCGGCCGCAUUCUAUAAUUAUUAUAAUCAAAAUCAGAAGGAGGGUAUGUACUUAGUCUAUUUCUCUGCUGCAGGCGAACCGGUGAAAAUGCCGCCAGAGAUAGAGGGAGUAGUUGCUAAGUACCCUGAUCUGUUUGAAGAGCCGACAGGGGUUGUUGAGAGGGAGGUCGUCCACGCGAUAGAGAUUAUCCCAGGGUCUAGCAUUGCAAGGGGUAGGAUCUAUCGGAUGUCUCCAGGCGAGCUUGAUGAGCUUCGCCGCCAACUCAAGGAACUCGUAGAGAAGGGUUGGAUCCGGCCGAGUGUCUCUCYUUAUGGGUCUCCAGUUUUAUUUGUGCCUAAGAAGAAGGAGGAAACUCUAAGGAUGUGCAUUGACUAUAGGGGCGUCAAUGCCAUCACUGUGAAGAACAGAGAGCCCCUAUUCGUUAAGAACUACAGCAUAGUGGCCGCUGCUCUGACUGAUCUGACCCGCCUUGACACCCCUUGGGAUUGGACAGAUAAGUGCGAGGCUGCUUUCAGACAUCUGAAGCAUGCAUUGACGCACUAUGAAGUCUUGAAACUUCCUGAUCCUGACAAGCCAUUUAUAGUUACAACGGAUGCCAGCCAAUAUGGCAUUAGCACCGUGCUUGCGCAGCAGGAGGGGCAAAAGUUGAGGCCAGUAGAGUACAUGUCCAAGAAAAUACCGUCUCAGAAGUUGGCUAAGUCCACUUAUGAGAAGGAACUCUAUGCGGUGUACAAGGCACUCACCCAUUCGAGACACUAUCUCCUUGGGCGGUUCUUCAUCCUCCGGACUGAUCAUCAGACCCUGAGAUGGAUGAGAAUACAGCCGGUACUCUCUGACGCUCUCAAGCGUUGGAUCGAAGUUAUUGAGCAAUAUGACUUUGACCCUCAGUAUCUCAAAGGGGAGUACAACAAGGUUGUUGAUGCCUUGACGUGCAGACUGGACUUUUCAGGUGCGCUGAUUACUGAGUUUGAUCUGACGGACAAUGUUACUCAGUCUUUGGUGGAAGCCUAUCGCAAGGACCAGUUUAUGUUUGAGAUCAUACGUAGACUUGAGGCGAAGGACAAGAAGACCUCCGCGAAGUUUGAGUUGGUCACUGGCUUGCUGUUCCUAGAGAAGGCAGGGAAUAAACGCUUGUGCGUUCCAAAUAACGAGUCUUUGCGUAGUUUGUUUUUAGGCGAGUGUCAUGAUGCAACCGGCCAUUUUGGGUACAAGAAGACCGCAGCCAACGUGCUGCAGCGGUUCUGGUGGCGCACGAUGAUGAAAGAUGCACAAUUGUACGUGGAAACUUGUCAAGUAUGCCAGAGAGACAAGCCCCGUACUCAGGCUCCUCUUGGGCUGCUCAAGCCCCUUCUGAUUCCGGAAAGGCCAGGUGAAAGUUUAUCCAUGGACUUCAUGGAUACGCUGGUCACCAGCAAGAAUGGGAUGAGACAGAUCUUUGUCAUCGUGGAUAGGUUUA
Chara braunii is the source of this 1460-nucleotide messenger RNA. NCBI's taxonomy places the organism in Eukaryota, Viridiplantae, Streptophyta, Charophyceae, Charales, Characeae. The record is from the annotation of a GenBank genome assembly.